Molecule: messenger RNA, 1785 nt
Organism: Mytilus trossulus (common blue mussel)
Lineage: Eukaryota; Metazoa; Mollusca; Bivalvia; Mytilida; Mytilidae
Product: nonsense-mediated mRNA decay factor SMG9-like
Exons: 13
Coding region: 103-1452 (449 amino acids)
Biological process (GO): nuclear-transcribed mRNA catabolic process, nonsense-mediated decay
Source: RefSeq, a predicted model, not a curated record
UCCUUUUCCGACAAUGUUUCCAUUUUUUAGAAUUUCUGAAUUUCCUAUCAAAAUGUUUUGGUGAAUUUAUUUUCUUAUUAAGAAUUUGUUCAGCGAUAAAACAUGUCAGAAGCUUCAGAUCAUCGAGACCAUCGAUCAGAUCGAGACCGUGACCGUGACAGAGGCGUUGGUGGAAGACGACGCCCGAGGAGACGAGAUAUGUUGCCAAGUGGAAGGGGGAGAAAAGUAGAAAGGGAAUAUGAGCCACCUGAAGUUGCUAAGCCACCAAUUAUUCUAGCAAAGCCAUCACAGGAACAGACACUGAGUCAAGUAUCAACAACAAAGUCACAAGAUAAACCUGUUGUCAUGGUGAGGAAAGAUGAAGGGGAGACUACUCCACAGUUACACAGACAUUUAUCACAGCAAACACUCAUCUCUGACAGUUCUAGUCAGAGCAGACUUGCUUUACCUCCAGAGAUGAUACACCCUGUCAAACUAGUGGACGAUAAUCAGAACUGGAUAGAAACUGGAAUGGAGAUGUUAGUUGAUCAGACAGAUUUCCUAGUCAUUGGUGUAAUAGGUGGGCAAGGUGUAGGUAAAUCCACCAUUUUGUCUUUAUUGGCAGGAAACUCACCUGAAGACUCGCUCAGAAGUUACAUAUUUGCACCUCAAAAUAGAGAUUGCCAGGAAUCGUGUGUUCACCUGACUGAUGGUAUAGAUAUGUUUGUUACUGGACAGAGAGUUAUAUUCUUAGAUACUCAGCCUAUAUUGAGUGCUUCAGUCUUAGAACAGUUUAUCAAAAAUGACAAAAAAGUCUCCACAGAAUUUACAACAGUAGAGAACUAUAUGGAAAUACAAGCACUUCAACAGACAGCUUUUUUGAUGACAGUUUGUCAUAUAAUUGUAGUUGUACAGGACUGGUUUACAGAUACCAGUUUACUCAGGUUUUUACAAACAGCAGAAAUGUUGAAGCCUUCGACCCCAUCAACUAGUCAUGAUAGUUCUCCAGAAGAAAAUGCUGAUUACUUCCCUAAUGUUGUGUUUAUAUUAAACAAAGCCAAUAGAGAUGAUUUUAGUAUACAGAGUUAUGGCAGUAUGCAGUAUACACUAAAGAAGGCUUUUGAUACAUCCAAAUUAAAUAUACUAGAAGGUGUAACUAUGGCUGAUGGUAAAAUAAUUCCUGGAUUAAAUCAUAAAACAAUUGAUUUAGAUGUCAACUUGUUCUUGUUACCAAAUAUAGAUGAUAUGAAAACAGAAGCAGAUCCAAUGUCCAUGCUGUUACCAGAUUACAGGGGAUAUCCAAGUUUUGAUAACUUGAUUAAUUCUCUCCGUCAACAAAUUUAUUACAUGCCAAGGGAACACUUGACACAUGCAACUUUGUCGGAGAAAAAUUGGUUUCAUUAUGCAGCAAGAACUUGGGAUGCUGUAAAGAAGUCUCAGUUAAUGGCUGAAUAUAAUAGACUUUUACAUUGAAACAAUCAAAUGUUAUAAAGCGCACAAAGCUUACAACUGAAUCAGAUUUCUAAAUUUAUACAGACUACAAGUUUAUAGCAAAUGAUCUCUUCAAUGUAAAUUCACUUUAGAGAAGACAUUGAAAGUGAAAUAAGUGAUAGAUUCAGACUCCCAUCUUAAAGUAUCAAAGUGAAUACUAUUAACAUGCUUUGGUUGACUGUUAUUAAAAAAAAAGUUGUUGAAAAAACUCAGACUUCAAGCAAACAAAAUGAUAAAGAGAACUUUAUACUAAUAUGCAUCUAUUGAAAAUUAAUGUUGUGGUCAUGAAAGAUUCAGUUAAUAUAUGUUGUAUUA